AUGAAUAUGUUGAUGUUAUGAUAGAAUGGUGAACAUGAAGAUGAAUAUGCAAUGAGAUCAAAUUAGUCAACAUGAUAUACAUAAGUAUUCGAAAACGAGAAAUAAGCGAGUUACUACAGACUGAAAUAAGGGAGGUAACUUUAAAAAGGCUACUCUUCCUCAGUGCUGUCUCGCUUAUUUUGAUCAGUUACUUGCUUAUUUCCGUGUAUCGAAUAUGUCAAAGUCACAUUCUUAAUGUUGAGCGAACAACUACUACUACGCUUUUCUCUAACAUCCGGCACUUCUGCUGUUACGGAGGAUGUUGCGUUUACCAAUGCUUUAGCCGACACUAUUGAUAUGGAGCUAGAGGCUUAUGGAAGGCCUGCUCAGGCCGUUCUGGACGAAAUUAUGAGUUGGAAGAAGCCAGAAGACGAAAAUGUCGGAGCUGCAAGCGGAGUGGCCCCUAGUAAAGUUUUGGGCAAGAAGACCUCAACAUCUGGAUCUGUGAAGUCGGUGGAUAACAAGAAUGUUAAGGCUACCGCUGACGCAUGCCCUUCCAGUAUCAUUAUCACCCUUGGUAUGAAAAGAAAAUCUGUUAUCAUUAUCAAGUUUCGUAAGUAGAGAAGUACGAUAAUGAUAACAGAUUUUGGCUUCAUACUUGGUUCUUCUUUUUCUAACUGAAAAAGAGACCAAGGAUGCACUCAGAGAUGCUAAUGCGGUAGCUCUAAGAAUGGCAUGGAGGAGACUACUGCAAAGUCGCCAAACAAGGAGACGGCCACAAGUUCUCCUGCCGGUGCCGAUAAACAGACGAGUCCAGCAGGAAGCAGUGGUAGUCAGAAAAAGAGUAAUAACGCAGAUGAUGAAGGACAACAUCAAGAACAAGGAUCUGGCACAUCAGCUUCAUCCCCCAAAGACAAAGUAGAGAAACAAACAAAACCUGCAUCCGCAAGCUCACCUACAAGUACAACAAUCUCUCUACAACAACCGGGCAACAACAACAACAGUGCUACACAGGUCAGCGGGAGUCCUGACAUCGAUCCCUGUAGGCCCUGUGCUAUCUACAUUCGGAUUUUGAAGCGCAAAGCCAAAGAAUGGGCGAGGAGGGUGCGUGAGAACGUUCUGCUACUGCCGGACGUGCAUUUGGCCUCAAUCAUGAAAGAGAUGGAUCAUCACGGUAGUGAGUAUUCGUCGAGUGGGUAUUCCUCAGUUAUGACCAGUUUUUAUCCCACCACAAUGAAGUAUCUCUUCGGUAUGAUACCUUUUGUUUGGGAAUUUUCCCAUAUUAUACUUGUAACAACAAGGUAUUAGUAUUUUACGGGUAGGUUAAAGGUGCUUUUGUUACCGUUUUUGAUGGCUCUCCUAAGGGGGACAGCCAUAACAAGCGGGAUAAACGAACACCAAGAGGAGCCUACCUCUGGGCAUUUAUUCUCUUUAGUAUAAGGGAACACCAAAUAGAGGGGGCACCGAGAUGAGGCUACCGAGAUGUCAGCAGGGAAGUAAAAGCGCACUCUUCUAAUUCAGGUUACAACCAAAGACACCACGUGGAGCACCAUUGCGUACCGGACUCCUCAUUGUUGCAGCAGAUCAACCGCGCUGCAGGUAUCUCCUCCAAGGCUUCCGUCAGCAGUGAAACUUCCAAUACGUCAAGUGCCAUACAUUCAAGUGCCAAACAUGCUAAAGUUAAGGCUCCUUAAUAACUUACAGUUCGUUCAUCUUAAGAAGCAUCUCUAGCCCCUUAUUUACUUGUAGUUUAAACAGGAAAACACGUAAAAUUAGAUGACUCGUCUACUUAAGAUGAACAUCAUCUUAGUAACAAGGUCUAAUAA
Messenger RNA from Amoebophrya sp. A25, 1805 nucleotides. Lineage: Eukaryota; Dinophyceae; Syndiniales; Amoebophryaceae. The record is from the annotation of a GenBank genome assembly.